UAACUAUUGAAGUCUGCUGAACGCAGCCAUUAUGUGUCGUUUGGCGCCAAGCUUUGCUUUUGCUUUAUUCCGUUACUGUUUUGUUUACAAAGUGUAGUGCAGUACUGCAGUGUACAUUUUAGUUGAAGUUUAUUAUCAUUUAUUAUAGGAAUAUAUCAUAACUUGAAAAUGUCAGAUAUACGAAUGCUGGGGAAGCGAUUAACACAACGCAUCGGUCAAGAGGCGAUCGUGCUUGGCAGAAUUACGGAGAAAAGUUCUGAUGGUAAGAGUGCAGAGAUCAUGACAACCGACGACGUUCGAAUUAACAUGACGUUUGUCGAGCCACUUGAGAAUAUAUCGGGUUACAUAGAGGCACGUGGUACGGUGAGGUCAAAAUCUACAAUGUCCUGCAACAGCUUUGUAUGUUUUUCUCCAAGUAUGACUAAAGACUUUGAUUCAAAUGCCUAUAAUACAAUGGUGAAUGUGCGCUGUGCAGUGGGGAAUCAAUUAGAAGGAGUGUUCUAUGGAGAUUAAGAAUCAGUUAAAAGGAGUGUUCUAAACAAAAAGCCAAGAAAUUUACAUAUACAAAU
Messenger RNA from Cyphomyrmex costatus, 569 nucleotides. RefSeq lists its product as uncharacterized. Lineage: Eukaryota; Metazoa; Arthropoda; Insecta; Hymenoptera; Formicidae. The transcript is spliced from 3 exons. Gene Ontology annotation, molecular function: DNA binding. Gene Ontology annotation, biological process: DNA recombination; DNA replication; DNA repair. The coding region runs from base 169 to 513 and encodes 114 amino acids. Gene Ontology annotation, cellular component: nucleus. The record is from RefSeq and is a predicted model, not a curated record.